UACUCAGCACCUGCACCGCACUCUACCAACCAUGAGCGACCUCCUCUCCUACAUUUCCAAGAUGUUGUGCAUCAAGGCAAGGUCCGAGGCGACGCAGGCCGGCGAGGACGGCGGCUGUCCAGUGGACGAGUGCCGCGUCUGCCUGUCGAGGAUCCGCAUCGGCGAGGCCACUCGGCGGCUGCCAUGCCGGCACGUUUUCCACCGGGUUUGCGUCGACCGCUGGCUAGUGUCCUGCAAGCGAACCUGUCCACUCUGCCGGGUGUACGUGGCCGACGAGAACAGGCAUCCGGUGUCGGCUAAGCACACCGGCCGUGAAGCAAUCGCCGACGACCUGGUGAUCUGGUUCUCCACCGUGCUCGUCCCCGGUUUCUGAUGCUAAGAUCUUCUUCGUUUUCGAUUAUUGAAGCCAUUCUUCCAUUUCUUUUUUUUUGGCAUAUACUACACAACUUUUUUUUUGCAAGUACUAUAUACACCUAUGUUAGACUAUAGAACAGCUUUGAAAAAAUUUGUGUAUUAAGGCAGGAUAGUUGCUGGUUUCAUUUUAAUGGUUGCAACCUUUGUACUGGGUGCUGCUUACUAAACGAGAGUGACUGAAUUAAGCAAUUCGAGUAAAAUUAAAUGUCGUCCAUAUUUUUGCCACUCAAUCGUUCAGUUGUAUGCACCUGAUUUCAUAUACCCCGGUAUCUGUUUUUUUCA
Messenger RNA from Panicum hallii, 696 nucleotides. RefSeq names its product E3 ubiquitin-protein ligase RHA2A-like. The record is from RefSeq and is a predicted model, not a curated record. The transcript has a single exon. The coding region runs from base 32 to 373 and encodes 113 amino acids. Lineage: Eukaryota; Viridiplantae; Streptophyta; Magnoliopsida; Poales; Poaceae.